AGCCUUUGACAGACGAGGAAAGUGUGUGUAGUGACAUCAGUGUCUGUCUGGCCGCUUCUCACUGAUCGGUCUUGUUAAUUGUACGACCGACUGCUCCGUAGAAGCAACCGAUUCGGCCAGAUCCGGUUUUCUUCGUGCUUGAGUCAGGAUACGACCGUGUAAUCGUCUGUAUUACGUAUUGUCGUUAGUUGUGUAUGCUGUCUUUGCCGGCGAUAGUAAAGUAAGGCUUAAAGGCGGUGUCGAUUGUGUCUUGGGCACCCUUGCCAUCGUGGAAAAUAUUACAUACAGUUUAAUAAUAUAACUCAGCUAUACGGUUGCAGACUCGCGUGUACUGAUCGGAGUGCCAGUGCAACGAUAAUCGGGCGUGCUACACGGGUGUAUUAUCCAUGGCUGUGUACAUAUAUAUGUGUGUAUGUGCGUAACGUGCGCGUAGAGGAAAACGAAUACGUUGCUGUCGGUGGAAGAGAGAGAUAGAAGGAGUGAAGAGGGUGGGAGAACGAAGGCGGCCGUGAAUCCACGAUACGCGGCUACGUUCACGCCGCCGCGUAUUCCACACGGCACGACACGAAACACAACAGCUCCGUCGGCUUAGGCUACGAGAGGAGAAAGACGUAUAUCUGCAUACCUUACGAAUUAUUACGAAUCCGCAUAGCUUUGACGCGCCUUUUGGCGCGUAUAUCAUCCUCGUUCGGUCGACUUCUUCGACCUCCUCGUCGCUAUUAUGGCGGACGACGAGGUUCUCUUCGACGAGGUUUACGAGCUCUGCGAGAUUAUCGGCAAGGGACCAUUCAGCGUUGUAAGGAAAUGCAUUCACAGGCAGACAGGACAGACGUUCGCGGUAAAAAUCGUGGACGUGGCAAAGUUCACAUCCAGCCCCGGUCUAAGCACGAACGAUUUGAAACGAGAGGCCACGAUAUGUCACAUGUUAAAACAUCCCCAUAUAGUAGAGUUAUUAGAAACAUACAGCUCGGAGGGUAUGCUCUAUAUGGUGUUCGAAUAUAUGGAUGGCUCUGAUUUAUGCUUCGAGGUCGUCCGGAGAGCAACUGCUGGAUUCGUGUACAGUGAAGCUGUGGCCAGCCAUUACAUGCGACAGAUCCUGGAGGCGUUGCGCUACUGCCACGAGAACGACAUAAUUCAUCGUGAUCUAAAGCCCCAGUGCGCCCUCUUAGCGGGCAAGGAAAAUUCAGCACCGGUGAAGCUACGCGGUUUCAGCGUCGCCGUGCAACUCCAAUCGUCCCAGGCAAACGGCGUCGAGUAUUACAACGAGUAUCGGCAGUGUCUGAGCCCAAAGGGGCAGCUCUACUUGAAGGCCGACAACGAGGGUCGUGUUGGGUGUCCACACUUCAUGGCGCCGGAAGUGAUCCAACGGAGACAGUACGGGAAGCCUGGUGACGUUUGGUCAGCCGGAGUACUACUUCAUGUCCUAUUAACCGGUACACUUCCAUUCGUUGGCUCUCGAGAUAGACUGCGAGAAGCAAUUUGCAGAGGACGAGUACAGAUGGAGACACCAUUGUGGGACAAUAUUAGUGAACCGGCGAAGGAUCUCAUACAAAGAAUGCUCACAACGGAUGUAAAUCACAGGAUUACCAUACAAGAAGUGCUGAACCACAAAUGGCUUAGAGAUCGUGAUAAGGGUGUGGCCCGAAUACAUUUAGCUGAAACUAUAGAAGAGCUUAAGAAAUUCAAUGCUAGACGAAAAUUGAAAGACGCUGUGAAAGUGGCGAUUUCGUCCUCCAAAUGGCACAUCCCAUAUUCGGAAAUUAACGGUGACAGCUUUUUCGAUAUAGGAGACGAUGAAGUUAUAACCACAGGUGCUGUAGCUGAAAUUAUAGACUCUCUCGAUGAUAUUGAAGUACUUCAAGAGAGUGGAAGACUGACGCGUGCCGAGAUACUUAAUGCAGUUGAUGAUUAUCGUCUUCGAGCUAUUUUAGAGCUUUACGAUAGGAUUUCGACUCGAGUUCCAACGCCAUGUCGAGCGCCACAGACAGACGCUGUUCAGCGUGCGCGAGAGGUCGAAGAACUUCUUCGAGAAAUAGAGCAUUCAGCGAUACGAAACAUCGAUAGGGCGGAUCUUCGGGAACUCCAUGAACUUUUGGUCCAGCCACACAUGAGGGCGCUUUUGCAAGCACAUGACGUAGCGGGACAUGAAGUUUAUGGCGAAGAAGCCACCAGAGUUACGCCACCUCCUCUUCUCCCCUAUCUAAACGGAGGCGACGAUCUCGAGGGACAAAACGGUGAUUUGGACCUCGAAAAUGUAACGCGCGUCAGGCUGGUCCAAUUCCAGAAGAACACGGAUGAGCCAAUGGGAAUCACUUUAAAAAUGAACGAAGAUGGAAAAUGUGUGGUAGCACGAAUUAUGCACGGUGGUAUGAUACACAGACAAGCGACCCUUCACGUGGGUGACGAGAUCAGAGAAAUUAAUGGGAUACCGGUGGCCAAUCAAUCUGUCAAUGCCUUGCAAAAGAUACUCCGGGAAGCACGAGGUUCGGUGACGUUCAAAAUCGUGCCAUCGUACAGGAGCGCGCCACCCCCCUGUGAGUUGUUCAGGAUUAAGCCUCUGCCAGUGUUAAUAUUCGUUCGGGCGCAAUUUGACUAUGAUCCGUUGGAGGACGAGCUGAUACCGUGCGCUCAAGCCGGAAUCGCGUUCAAAACCGGCGACAUCCUGCAGAUCAUCAGCAAGGACGAUCAUUAUUGGUGGCAAGCGCAGAAGGAUAACGCGGCCGGUUCCGCGGGGUUGAUACCUUCGCCUGAACUUCAGGAACGGCGUAUCGCUUACAUGGCAAUGGAAAAGAACAAGCAAGAACAAGUGAAUUGCUCAAUAUUUGGCCGGAAAAAGAAACAGUACAAGGAUAAGUAUCUCGCAAAACACAACGCAGUAUUUGACCAGCUGGAUCUGGUCACCUACGAAGAGGUCGUUAAGCUUCCCUAUCCUGCAUUCCAACGGAAAACAUUAGUAUUACUGGGAGCACAUGGUGUUGGUCGUCGUCAGAUAAAAAAUACCAUUAUCGCGAAGCAUCCUGAUAAAUAUGCCUAUCCUAUUCCACAUACAACGAGGCCUCCACGAAACGACGAAGAGAAUGGUCGCAAUUAUUACUUCAUAUCGCACGAUGAAAUGAUGAACGAUAUCCAUUCCAAUGAAUACCUCGAAUAUGGUACACACGAGAACGCAAUGUACGGAACGAAGCUCGAGACGAUCCGGAAAAUUCACGAAGAAGGGAAGGUGGCGAUAUUGGACGUCGAGCCCCAAGCCUUGAAAGUGUUACGUACAGCAGAGUUUGCGCCUUAUGUAGUUUUCAUCGCUGCUCCAGUGUUCGAAAAUAUCACCGAUUGCGACGGAAGCCUGGCAAGACUGGCGAAAGAGUCUGACUCGCUGAAGCAAGCGUACGGCCACUUUUUCGACCUGACCAUCGUGAACAACGAGAUAGACGAGACGAUCGCGCAAUUGGAGGCGGCCAUCGAGCGGGUACACACGACACCCCAAUGGGUACCCGUGUCCUGGGUCUACUGACAGCGAACCUCGCCAAUUCGGCAGAUCACUAACUGCAAUGGCUCGUCGAAUGUGAAACAGUGAUCAUCGAAUCGCGAUCCACCGAACGACCGGUCCGUUUGCGAUCGUUUUAAUGCGGCAACGAUAAUCUUCUCGGCGUCGUGCGCCUUUAACAAUUCACGGUGUUCGUGGGGGAUUAGUAUCGUGGCCGUUUCGAGGCGGGCAGCCGUGUAUAAACACGUCGGACCAAUCGAACGAACGAAUUUACCGUCAAUUCUUCGAUCGAUCAACAGCACGAUAUCGACUGGAACGCGUGACUUUGGCCGUGUGUUCAUCGACUUUUUUCAUUAUUAUUCAAUUAUUCUAAUUAUUAUUCGAUCGUCGUUAUUGUUAUCAAGCGGAGAGUGGCGAAGAGACGAAACUGUUAUAUCACCGAGGCGUAUAAAUACGACAAUCAAAAAAAGAGAAAAAAAAAAAAUAAUAAAAGGAAGAAAGGCAGAGAGAGAACAGGCAUUUCGAUUAAUUAAUAAGCUCCAUAGGACUAUAAUGCUGCUUCCUCGAGAUAAAUAUAAGCAAUACGAUUUCCACGUGUAUAAUCUAUCAUCUCGGUUAAAUACGUUCAACGAGUUAAGUAAUUAAAAUUAAAAAAACCGAGUUCAUUUCCCCGCGAAUUAUAAUUAUACACUCUCGAUCGCGCAGUUUUCUCUCUCACCCUCUUCGCGCGUUCUUCCGCUUCUCUAUUUCAUUUUCCUCUCCAUCUUGUCUCUCUCUUUCUCUCUCUCUCUCUCUCUCUCUCUCUCUCUCUCUCUCUCUCUCUCUCCCUCUCUCUUUCUCUCUCUCUCUCUCUCCAUCCCGUAAUCCCGUAAUCUUCUUGCAUUUUUCCUCCAAUACAUUCCUCGCGCCACGUUUUUUUAGCGCGCGUACACGAAUUUAUCGCUAGUUUCGUCAGUCUUGUACGGUCUGUACGCAAGCGAUAACAAUGGUAAACGAUGCGAAAAAAAAAAAAGAAAAAAAGGAAAAGAAAGGAUGAAUCGAAAAGAAGCAACACUCUAAGGUUUGCUCUUUUCGAGGAUCAAACUAUCGAUGAGGUUCAUAAUGAGGAACGGUCGUUCGAACUGUUCGUGAAUGUUGACCGAGUGGACACGCUUGUACCGUUCUUGAAAAAAAAAAAAAAGAAAAAAAAUUAUAAAAAUCUGUCAAUCGACUAUCCGUAACCUAAUAAUAAUUGCCCCCUAUCGUAUUCUCUUAUAACUAUUUACACGAAAUGAAAAGAAAAAAAAAAGGAAAAAAAAGAAAAAAAAAAAGACAAAUACUAGGACAGACGCUGUUCGAUAGUCCGCCGUCUCCGUAUCCCACCGUAAAUAGUCAAUCUUUGUUCGAGUUCGAGAAGGAAAUAUACGGACUAUCGUAACGGCUAGUCGUUUACCUAUAACUUUUAAGCAGUAGAGAAACUUCGCCGAUUUCGUCUAGUACUUCCAACAUCUCUCAACGGAAGGUUCAUCUAUGACCGUGAGACUCGAGAUGAACCUUCGUACGUAACAUGUAUAUGCGCGAGCGCUGUUCUUCCUUGGCCAUAUUUUCUUUUACUUUUCUCUUCUCUCUCUCUUUCUCUUUCCCCCUCUUUCUAUCUCUAUCUAUCUAUCUAUCUAUCUCUCUUUCUUGACUCGAGGAUUUUCGGUUUUCUCCAGAAACUUUCCCGUGCUGUAGUUUCAUUUCUUUCUCUCGCCGAAUCUAGGACGUCGAAUCUCGUGCAACUCGUCGUUGUUGUAUCGUUUCUCAUUCCGUUCUCGAGCGAAAUCAAAGAGCAUCGACCGGAAUAUCGUAUAAUAAUAAUAAUAAUAAUAAUGAAUCUCGUUGUUGCUUUUUGGCACAGAGUUUCGACGCGACGAACAGAACGAACACGUCUUAGACACGGCGUUAGAUCCCGGAAAAAUCAAAGGAAAAAAAACGUGAUGAUUUUACGUUCGACACAAACGACAAAACACAUGUACACACAUCAAACUGUAAUAAUAUCACUCGGUUCGCAUUGCACCCUCGUACAAAGCGCAUAAUCGAAUGACGAAGUAACAGAAACGCGGUUUACUAUACGAUAUUUAUAACACGUAAACUCAAGUAAAUAGAUAGUCUACCAAAUCUAUAUGAAAUAAUACUAAACACCGUCUCGCAUUAAAGGAAAAUAAUUUAAAAAAAAAUAAAAAUAAAAAUAAAAAUAAAGUUACAAAAGUCUAGUACACGUACACACAUACACACAGUGACACUGAAUACACGCGUAGACGCUUACAUGAAAACAUAACGCAAAUACAUGCAACAUAUAAUAUACAUAUAUAUAUAUAUAUUUACAUAUAUAUAAAUUAUACAAAAGUUACACUUUACAACGUAAAUGGACGAACAUUAAUACAUACACGGACAAGUGUACGCGGAUUCACGAGAAACAGAUUUAACGACUAGAUAAUUAAUUACAAGCGAAUUAAAUAAAUUAAUUGUGUAACUAAUUAAUACUAAAUUACUAGAAGACUAAUAGGAGAAAUUUGCAUAUGCAGCCCGUAGAGCGAAGAAGGAGUGAAUGCGUGUACGUACGGGUAUGGUGUGAAUCUAAUUGCAUUUCGGCGAUCUGCGUUUUUGAUCGACCCUUCACGCGGCUUUGUUCAGAACUUGUUCAAUUACAGCUCAACUACUUAUAUUUGAAAAAAAAAAAUAAAUAAAUAAAUAAAAAAUAAAAAGAUUAAAAAAAGGACCUCGAGAGGAACAUACGCACACACGUAUACACACGCAACAUGGCACAUACGUACAUGCAUACCGACAUACGUAAACAUACGUGCAUACAUUACAAUUUGCAAACACGCGUACACAUAUAGGUUUUACUACGUUCUUCCUAUUCGACACACGAUAUUAGUCAUCGAGCGUGUAAUUAUUCUUUAAUAAACGCGAUACUUCGAUGGUGGAGUUAAAAUACAAAUGAAAAAAAAAAAACAAAAAAAAGAAAUAAAAAGAAAUAAAAAGAAUCAACAAAUAAAGAGAAAUCAGAGAGAUGCCAUCGAUCGCGUUAUAUCGGUAUUAUACUUAGCGAGGAACGGCUGCGAGAACGUCGACGAGCAGCAGGCCCACCAUAAAUACGAAGACAAGUCUGAAAUUAUUUAAAAAAAGGGGAAGGGGGGAAGAGGAAGAAAAAAAAAAUGAAAAAGAACAUCGCGUGAAACUACGUGAAGGAAAGCUCGUGUCGGUAUGAUCGUUUUGUGUGAGUGAGAAAACUUAUCGAGACGCAAGAAGAACGAAUCUUCAGUGAUUUUGUAAUAUUUCUUAUAAGUUGUAGCUGCCAUAUCCAAUAAAAUUAAGUACUAGGUGCGCUGGGUGAUUAUCUGACGACGACUGUUGACGAUAACGAUUCUAAUGGUGAUGAUGGUGGUGUUGAUGAUGACAUAUAAUGAUGAUGAUGAUGAUGAUGAUGAUGAUGAUGAUUAUGAUGAUCAUAAUGAUCCUACGUGCUCCUGCAAGUGUGUGUCCGCGACUUUGGAUGAGUUACGUUAAGAUGUUGAAAGACGACGGGUCUAAAGAAAACAAUAACAAGUUCAUUACAAUUAUGUAAUUAUAAGUAAGAGAAAGAGACGAAGAGUAUUAUAACACGUUGUUAAUUGAAUUAAUAAAACUAGCCCAAAGUGUC
Apis laboriosa (Himalayan honeybee) is the source of this 7145-nucleotide messenger RNA. RefSeq names its product peripheral plasma membrane protein CASK (gene CASK). The record is from RefSeq and is a predicted model, not a curated record. The transcript is spliced from 21 exons. Lineage: Eukaryota; Metazoa; Arthropoda; Insecta; Hymenoptera; Apidae. The coding region runs from base 722 to 3508 and encodes 928 amino acids. Gene Ontology annotation, molecular function: signaling receptor binding; protein kinase activity; ATP binding. Gene Ontology annotation, biological process: regulation of neurotransmitter secretion; protein phosphorylation. Gene Ontology annotation, cellular component: cell-cell junction; plasma membrane.